AGGAAAAGGAGAAGCGCGGAAAACCCGGAUCCGACACAUAACAACUGAAGGGCGGAAAAGGGCCCGUAGCGUCCUGAUGGUGACAGAAAUAGCGACACUAGUAUAGCACGGAUUGAUCUCUAAACCUAAUGAAAAUAACAUGAAUCUCAGGAUUAUACCCAUAUCGACUGUAUCGCAUCCUUCUCAUUUUGGCCCCCUUGACUCGCAAUCAUCGGGAGUCCACGAGUCCGCUGCGGGACGCCGGCUCGCUCCCAAUCCUUUGCCCCGGGGGUCAAAUGAGCAGUCCUCUAUGACAGUGGGAGCCACGCCGGUCAGGCCAAAUAUUGAGAGUCGAGAGUCAGUUAUCUGAUUUCGUCAAGCCUGCCGAUCGCGCAGAGACUGGUAGCGACUUAGGACCGGUGGACCGCCAGUUAGGAG
Messenger RNA from Aspergillus welwitschiae, 417 nucleotides. RefSeq lists its product as uncharacterized. The coding region runs from base 140 to 349 and encodes 69 amino acids. The record is from RefSeq and is a predicted model, not a curated record. NCBI's taxonomy places the organism in Eukaryota, Fungi, Ascomycota, Eurotiomycetes, Eurotiales, Aspergillaceae. The transcript has a single exon.